ACGCCAACUUCCUUUUUCGUUACCACUCGCUAUUAAAUAUUAGAGCCACGAGAUAAGAAGGCUCUGAUCAGUCUCGGACCGAUACGAAGCCAUGGAUAUGGACAAGACAGAGCAGUCUUCAGACCAGGUCGAGGACGUCAACGCCGAUAAGCUAAGCCAGCAUGGCGGCAACCUCAUGAUGCCCGCCAGCUUGGCGGCCUUGAGCCAGGAAGAGUACGAGAGAACUGGCAAGAAGGCAACAUUGAAAAUGGACCUGGUGAUUAUGCCCAUCAUGGUCAUCAUGUACAUCCUCAACUACCUCGACCGCCAAAACAUUGCUAGCGCAAAGCUCGCCAACAUCACCACAGACCUGAACCUGAGCCAAGUCGAGUACCAGACGACCGUCAGCAUCUUAUUUGUUGGAUACAUCCUCAUGCAAGUCCCCUCUAACAUGAUCGUCGGCAAGAUCAAGUGGCCCGGGGCGUACAUCUGCUGUGGCAUGGCAGCCUGGGGCGUCAUCUCCUCCCUCAUGGCCGUGGUGCACAACUACGAAGGCCUCUUGAUGGCGCGCUUCUUCCUUGGUUUCGUUGAGGCCAUCUUCUUCCCUGGAGCACUGUACUUCCUCUCCUUGUUCUAUAACCGGAAGCAAUUUGCCCUGCGGACUGCCAUCCUCUAUUCUGGUUCCCAGCUGGGCAAUGCGUUCGGCGGGCUCUUCGCCAUCGCCAUCUUGAAUCUGGAUGGUGCACACGGACUUGCAGGUUGGCGUUGGCUCUUCCUCGUUGAGGGAGUCAUCACCGUCGGCUUGGCCAUCCCGUUCGCGUGCAUUCUGCCCAACUCCAACAAGAAGAUUCCCACUCUGACCCAGCUGGAGUGCGAGUGGGUACAAUACAACUUUGCCGCAGAUCAGGGUCAGGAAGAUGAUUCCAGCGAAGUCACCGCUAUGAAGGGCUUCAUGAUGGCAGUCACUGACCCAAAGACCUGGAUGCUGAUGGGUGUCCUCUACUCUACCUACAUCGUCGGCGCCGUCGCAAAUUUCUUCCCAUCCGUCGUCGGCGGCCUUGGCUUCUCCCGCACGAUGACCUACGCCCUCACCGCGCCCCCCUUCCUCCUCUGCGUCAUCACCAUGCUCCUGAACGGUUUCCACUCAGACCGCAAGCAGGAACGCUUCCUGCACAUCGUCAUCCCGCUAUGCAUCACCCUCGUCGCCAACAUCAUCGCCGUCUCAACGACCAAUACAGCAGCACGCUACGUCGCCAUGAUGCUCCUCCCCGGUUCCUUCUACGCUGCCGCCGUGGUCGUGCUCUCGUGGAUCACGGGUAGUCUGGCCCAGCCUUCGGUCAAGCGCGCGAGUGCUAUUGCGCUUAUUAAUGCCAUGUGUAACACGCCGAAUAUUUGGGGUAGUUAUCUCUACUAUGGUGCGCCGAGAUACGUUACAGCGUUUAUUGUGAAUAUCGCGGCGACGGGGUUGGCGAUUGCGUUUGCUACAGUGACGAGGAUCUGGUUGACGCGGUUGAAUGCCAAGUUGGACCGGGGCGAAGACACGGGGAAGCAUGGGCCGACGCAGGCGCAGGUUGCUGGGGGGUUCAGAUAUCUCAUUUGAGGUUUCUUCUGGGGAAUCCUAUCAUGAUCGGUCAAUAGUCUUGAGGAAGAAUUUCCUCCGCUGCAUAUGUUUACGUUG
This is a messenger RNA of Colletotrichum acutatum, 1657 nucleotides long. RefSeq names its product major facilitator superfamily domain-containing protein. NCBI's taxonomy places the organism in Eukaryota, Fungi, Ascomycota, Sordariomycetes, Glomerellales, Glomerellaceae. Gene Ontology annotation, biological process: transmembrane transport. Bases 92 to 1579 code for a protein of 495 amino acids. Gene Ontology annotation, cellular component: membrane. The transcript has 6 exons. Gene Ontology annotation, molecular function: transmembrane transporter activity. The record is from RefSeq and is a predicted model, not a curated record.